CAAGAGAAUUUAAGUGUGAGCCUUGUUUCUCUGCUCUUAAUCCCUCCUCCUGCUGACAUGUUAAAGGUCUGCUUAAUCAUCCAGCCCUUUCCUCCAAAAUUCACAAAUGCUUCAACCACAUUCACUUAUUUUACAGGGAUUUAUACAAAUGCCAGGAGGUACCUAGCAGUGCCCUACAGGUUUCAUGGCCCCAAUGAAAAAACAAACAAUGCUACAGCCCAGAUGUGACCCAGCGGUGCAGUUUAACCCAUUGAGAAGACAAAGCAGCAGCUUGGAAAGCCACCCCGGGCAUUUUUAACCCCACAGUGGAAGAGCUGAGCACUUAGGGCUGGAGAAAGGCCAGAAGUGAGGGGAGGAUUGGGGCACGAUGAGCCCAAACACAUCUGCACGGGGGUCAGCCCUGUGUAGCCGAACUUGAUGCCUGGGACCAACACUCACGGUGGGAACUCUGGGGAUGGUGACGAUGUCUGCCAGGGGCGCUGGCACACGGGACCUGUUAUGGGAAAUCGAGACACGGGCAUUCUGAGGGAUGCAGGAUGAGGGGUGCAGGUAGCGGAUCACCAAGAAGAAGGGGCCCCUGCGAGGAGCGGUGGGGUGCAGCCGGUGGAAGUGCGCUCCUCGGGCUGGGGUGCGGGUCUGGCUCCCCAGGGAGCUCCGGAGGGGAACCCCCGGUGCCAGCCCGAGGCGCAGGUAGCACCCGCGCCCUGCCCGGCGCUGCGCGGGGCGGGCUCCCGCGGCGGGGCGGUGGCGCCGGGAGGGCCGGGCCGGGAGGCGCGUCCCUCCCCUGGGCCGAUUCUCGGCCAGGCUGUUUAAUAGCGGAGCCGCCCCCGGCCCGCCCCGUUGGAGCCGGCCCGUGCGGCACGGCGCGGCCGGGGCCGGGGCCGGGGCCGCUGCGGGCCAUGGCGGGGGGCGGCGGGGGGGCGGCCCGGCUGCUGGCCGUGCUGCUGGCGGGGCUGCUCGGCGGGGCGCGGGGCUUCGGCGACGAGGAGGAGCGGCGCUGCGACGCCAUCCGCAUCGCCAUGUGCCAGAACCUGGGCUACAAUGUCACCAAGAUGCCCAACCUGGUGGGGCACGAGCUGCAGGCGGACGCGGAGCUGCAGCUCACCACCUUCACCCCCCUCAUCCAGUACGGCUGCUCCAGCCAGCUCCAGUUCUUCCUGUGUUCAGUUUAUGUGCCAAUGUGCACAGAGAAGAUUAACAUCCCCAUAGGUCCCUGUGGAGGUAUGUGCCUCUCUGUCAAAAGAAGAUGUGAACCUGUUUUAAAAGAAUUUGGGUUUGCCUGGCCAGACGCCCUAAACUGCAGCAAAUUCCCACCCCAGAACGAUCACAACCAUAUGUGCAUGGAGGGCCCAGGAGAUGAAGAGGUUCCCCUUCACAGCAAGACCUCCUUGCAGCCUGGAGAAGAGUGCCACGGCAUGGGAUCUAACUCCGAUCAGUACAUUUGGGUGAAGAGAAGCUUGAGCUGUGUCCUGAAGUGUGGCUACGAUGCUGGUCUGUACAGCAGGUCCGCUAAGGAAUUCACAGAUAUCUGGAUGGCCAUAUGGGCCAGUCUUUGCUUCAUCUCGACUGCCUUCACAGUCCUGACUUUCCUGAUUGAUUCAUCCAGAUUUUCCUACCCGGAGCGGCCAAUCAUAUUUUUGAGCAUGUGCUACAAUAUUUAUAGCAUUGCUUAUAUUGUGAGGCUAACUGUGGGCCGGGAAAGGAUAUCCUGUGAUUUUGAAGAGGCAGCAGAACCUGUUCUUAUCCAAGAAGGUCUUAAGAACACAGGAUGUGCGAUAAUUUUCUUGCUGAUGUACUUUUUCGGGAUGGCUAGCUCCAUCUGGUGGGUUAUUCUGACACUGACAUGGUUUCUGGCCGCGGGACUCAAGUGGGGCCACGAAGCAAUCGAAAUGCACAGCUCCUAUUUCCACAUCGCAGCGUGGGCCAUCCCGGCAGUGAAGACCAUCGUUAUUUUGAUUAUGAGACUUGUAGAUGCGGAUGAGCUCACCGGCCUCUGCUAUGUAGGGAACCAGAACCUGGAUGCGCUGACAGGCUUUGUUGUGGCUCCACUUUUUACCUACCUGGUCAUUGGGACUUUAUUCAUUGCAGCAGGACUCGUGGCCUUAUUUAAAAUCAGGUCUAAUCUCCAGAAAGAUGGAACUAAAACUGACAAACUGGAAAGACUGAUGGUCAAAAUUGGGGUCUUUUCAGUGCUGUACACCGUCCCAGCAACGUGUGUCAUUGCCUGUUAUUUCUAUGAAAUCUCCAACUGGGCCAUUUUCCGCUAUUCGGCAGAUGAUUCCAAUAUGGCAGUGGAGAUGCUCAAAAUUUUCAUGUCCCUUCUGGUGGGUAUUACAUCAGGUAUGUGGAUCUGGUCAGCCAAAACUCUGCACACGUGGCAGAAGUGCUCCAACAGACUGGUGAACUCAGGGAAAGUGAAACGGGAGAAGAGAGCAGACGGUUGGGUGAAACCCGGGAAAGGGAACGAGACCGUGGUAUGAGAAAAGGACAGCAUCCUGCUGGUCUCACUGCUCUCCUGUGAAGGACUGAUCCUGUGUAAGCAUUGCUGUGUAAAUUGGGAGUAGAGUAGGGGGAUGGGAGAAAAAAAAAAAGCCUUAAAGAAUAAACAGCAAAAAGAUCAUGCUGCAGAUACAAAAACAAUAGCCAUAAACCAUGCUGCCCAAAAUAGGAGAGCCCAGGGAGGCUUUAAAAGCUGUGAAAUACCCAAACAUGUUAUCUUCCUUCUUUUUUUUUUUUUUUUUUUUUUUUUUUUUUUUUUUUUUUUUUUUUUUUACCAGGAUGCAGUUACUGAAGUCUUGAAGUCUUUAGAAGCGGAGGUGCUGUAGCCCAUAGCUGUGGGAUGAUGUUUUCCUUUCAUCAUCUUACAGCUAAUGGAAGAAAGGCAGUCCAGGGCCAAAUUCUGGGCUUAAUUAAGGUCCAGUUAUCAAGUUACCAGAAGAUGGAGCACCCAGGAUCUCAGUCAGAUGUCUUCUUUCUGAGUUCAGCAUUGAGAUGGAAGCAUUUGAUGAGGAUUCUCUCUUUAUGGGGGAAUUCUGGUGUUCCAAUACACUGUGCAAUUCAGUCAGGGAUCACAUCCUGAAACAAAUAGCAAAUGGACUUUCCAGAUCUUCCCUGUGAUGAGUAGGAUUUAGUGAGGUAUUAGUGAGGAUGACUUUUCAGUCAUCUAAUGGUCUAAUAAUAAUUUUGACUCAUUCUUUUUGCCAUUUAUAACCUGGUCUAAAUGGAGAGUUGAUUAUGCCUUGUGGGAAUUUCAACCUCCCUGUGUUUCUUCCCACCUCAGUUAUUCUGUGGUUCUAUCAAUAUUUAUAAAAUCUAAAAGCUUUAUUCAAGGCCAUCCUCAGAAGUAGAGGAAUCGGCUCAAAUUGGGAAACUGUAUAUGGUCUUUCACAUCUAUUAUAAUUAUCCCUCUGCCUCCAUUCCUGCCCCUUCAGGUGCUCCUGCUACUUCUAGCAGACCACUUUAUUCUGCUGCAUUUAUUAGCUUUAAAAAAAGUCUUAACUAUAUAGUGUUCCUUCCUCCAGGAAAGAGAAAAAUUAGUUGAAGGUACCCUCAAACAAUGCCAUGUUUCUCCAAGCAAACUUACUUGUCUCUCUUUGGAGACUCAUUGCAUGAAGCAAUUAAAUCUUAAUGUAUUUCAUUCAGUGUGAUGGCAUCUCCUCUGUAGAUGCCAGUCUGUGGAGAAGCAAAAUAUUAAGUUCCUUGGCAACCUCGUAUUCAUACAGCUCAGUUGUAUAAUUAUGUGUGUCAGCUGCAAUUAAAAGAACAUUCUCAGCCCAUGGCAUUGCAGUACAGCUGACGGCCUCACAACGAUUCUUCAAUUGCUCACUGACAGCUAUGGAGACUUUUUUUAAUGUAUAUUUACACACAGAAUGUGAGCAGGCAUUCAGUCCUCAAGAGCAACAAAAACCUUUCCAGUUUUUGUAAAGGGAUCCAAAGAAUCCAACUUCUUGGUGAAUAAUGAUGUUUCAAAGAAACCAUUGUGUUUUCUUAUUCUCUUAUUUGAGGAGGCACCAGCUUGUGCUUGUGGGGAGCCGAAUGUAAUGUGAGGGGCUUGGUAAGAAAGGUGAUACAAAUACAAAUAUCCUAGAAACACUCAAGAGAACACUGUUAUGAUGGUCUAUGCCUUUGAAACACAUUUGAUUUUGUCCUCAAGCUUUUGCUUCCUUUGUUUGUGUGGAAGCUGAUCAGCUGCAAAGCAUCCCCCUGGUGCCCCAACUCCCAUGAUCUUCUAGGGCAGCUAAGAGCAGAUGCUGCUUUAUUAAAGUAGUUGCUUUCCACACAGGUGCCCAUGUGCUUCCCAAACCACAGUUCACUCCAGCUCUGGAAGUGAGCACUAAUCCGUCCCAGAAGCAUGUAUUGUUUCAGUGUCAGUGUCGAAACAUGUGCUAGAGAAAGGCUUUUUUCUUUUACAAACAAAAUCCAGACCCCAAACAAACCCUAAUGGCAGUCUUUGCGGUUGGGCUCCCUCUCCAGCAGAACAAGUGACAACUUGACACAUUCUGCUUAAGACACACAAGCAGUGUCUUGGCCAACACCACAUUCCAGCUGGGCCUUUUCACCCUCUCCAUAAAGUCUCUCGCUGUUAGUGUUGUGUUUGGAUCUGAUUAUUCCUUUGUGGACAAGGAGUUUUGCAAGUGUGAGAUCUUCAGAUGGCUGAGCUUCUCCAUCAUGCAGUCUUUCUGCUGGCGCAGCGAGGAAUGGAAAGUCAGCAGCUGUAUGUUGGCUUUCAAGGAGCAAGGAUGCAGUAUGACCCUUUUUUGUAUCCUACUUGUUUGGCUGUGCCAAGGUGUCAUGUUCACUCAAGGUUUGCUUCACUCUGAAACACUUUGGAUAAUCUCCUGGCCAAUAAGACCCAUGUUUGAGGAGACUGAUUCAAUAAAUGGCAUUUUUAACCUUGUUAUGUACACGGAAGUGAAUGGUAAAUAGUGCCUUUUUAUCAAAUCCUUGCAUCUCUGUCUGUGAUCCUGUGAACUGUUGACAGAGGGAUGCCCCUGAUGAUGUGAGGCACAGUGAGCUGGAUGAGGAUGGCACUGUGUAGCCCUAGGAGGGACUGGAGGGAUAUUCCAUUAAAGCAUGUGAGGGAUCCAAAUGCUAUGGGAAAGAGGUGGGCUGGCGGGAGGCAAGGCACCAGCUGCUGUUCCUGAAGAGACAUCUUUCCCCAGCAGCUGGGGGAACACUGUACUGACCCAAGGUGAAGUGAGUGGUUGCAUCAAUUAAACCAUCCCAUUGGUGUAUUCACCCACGUGCACUUACCGGGCUCCACGUCAGUGCAAGUGGGAAGACGCAGCAGACACCUGAAAACUGGCACUUGCCAAGAGCGGGUAUCAGCAGCUCCUGAGUUCUCUCAUUUCAACAUUGUUAUGAGCUUAAAGCCCAAACGGGUGUGACUAAUCCUGUCUCGGAAGUGCAGUUGCUGUGGUUAUACAACCAGCAACUUUGCAGGCGUUUCCUUCGAUUGCGCAGUCCCUGCUCCCGUCUCCCGUCUCCCCCCUCAGCGUGUGCUCUUGGCACUGCAGGUUCCAGAAGUGUCUGCCAGAGAGGUACAAGCUCAGCUCUUACACGAAACAGACAAGUUAGCUCCUUUCUCUGAAUUUUGAGGAAAUAGACACUGUUUAUUUCGGGGUGUACAGAAAAUAUAUCUACUUCAAUGUAUGUACUGUAAAUUUCUAAUUUAUCACUGUAAAAAAACCAAAACAACUUUUCUAUUUAAUUUUUAUAUCAAAAUAAAACUUUAACCACUGUGGACAACUAAAGAA
Molecule: messenger RNA, 5756 nt
Organism: Prinia subflava (tawny-flanked prinia)
Lineage: Eukaryota; Metazoa; Chordata; Aves; Passeriformes; Cisticolidae
Gene: FZD4
Product: frizzled class receptor 4
Exons: 2
Coding region: 537-2480 (647 amino acids)
Biological process (GO): retina vasculature morphogenesis in camera-type eye; non-canonical Wnt signaling pathway; canonical Wnt signaling pathway
Cellular component (GO): plasma membrane
Molecular function (GO): Wnt-protein binding; Wnt receptor activity
Source: RefSeq, a predicted model, not a curated record